AUGCAAUUAUUCUUACAAGUUCAAGUAGUAUUGUGGUUGCUUGUCACCACGGCAUGGGCUAGGGAUUUCCAUGGCGGUGUUACUGUCGAUUGGGGUACCUUGAAUGUCGCUAAUGGAGAUGUUCACAUCUAUCCUAAUUCCAUUUGGUCCAUCAUCAACAAUCAUGCUUCCAAUUUCAAUGGAAACAUUCAAGUGGAUAAAGAUGCUGGUCUUUAUAUCUCCAGUGUUUCACCAAAGGUUUCCUUGUCAGUUACCUUGUCUGCCCUGAAGUGGUUUUUUAUCAACAAUGGUGUUGUUUCUUUCAAUGCAAUCAGAGGAGCUUCAAGUUAUAUAUUCAGAAUUGUUGGUAACAAAUUUGAAAACAAUGGUGACUUGUUCUUUUCCGCUUCAGGUGAAUCAUCUUCACAUAGUUACAUCAAGUCAAUCGACUGGCACAACAAUGGGUUAAUUCACAUUUAUCAACAAAUGAAGAGUGAUAGUUACACCUACUUGGGUUACGAUGGAAAAACAAUGGUCAAUAAUGGACAAAUUUGUUUCACCAAUCAAAACUGGAAGCAACGCUCAAGCAUGUUGGGAUCGGGUUGUGUUACUGCGCAAGGUAAAGCUUCAUUCUACUUUAUGAAUACCAAAUUGAAAAUCUCUGAGGGUGAAAUCUUUUACUUGAGUGGUGGUGAGACAUCGAUCAUGACUGAAGGAUCAACCAAUGACCCACAAACUUUCCAUGUUAGAGGUUUCGGAACAUACAAUGGUAUGGCCAACAAGAUUGGAUUGAAUGCCAAGUUACAUUCCCCUGUUGCAGGCAGGGCUCCAUGGGAAUACGAUGCUAGAGAUGGUAUCUUGACCUUGCACCAUGGAUCAUACUCACAAAACUUUGAAAUUGGUACUGGCUAUGACGUUACCAAGUUUGAAAUUGUCAGUGACAGAAGCAGAGGUUUGCCAGGAGUCACUUUGGGUGCUAUGCAAUACAAUGCACCUCCACCAAACCCAGGAAUGCCAGCAGAAUGUAAACCAUGUAAGGCAAUCCCAGGUAUUCCAGGUAUUGACCAACCACCACCAACUUAUACAAUGGACACUGCUACAAUAGCACCCACUGAAGAGAUUGAUGAACCUACUGAUGAACCUUUGCCAACCGAUGACAUCGAUGAACCAGAACAAACCACUUCUACAAAACGUGGACUCAUCAAGACUGUUACAGUUUUUGCUACAGCUACUGCUUUUGCCACCUCAACUUUCACUAUCACCAGCACUGUUUCUCCUUGA
Molecule: messenger RNA, 1260 nt
Organism: Lodderomyces parapsilosis
Lineage: Eukaryota; Fungi; Ascomycota; Pichiomycetes; Serinales; Debaryomycetaceae
Exons: 1
Coding region: 1-1260 (419 amino acids)
Source: RefSeq, a predicted model, not a curated record